UUCAUUUUACAACUCCAACAUUGAUGAAUAUACGCGCUAGUGAUUCAUCGAAAAGGAUGGUUGCCACAUUAUCAGGUUGAAUCCCAGCUUUCCAAGUCGACAUGGGGACCCUCCUGAUCUUCUUCUCAAAUAAGGUCAUGAAUUGCUCUCUCUCCCUCCACUAAUUUUUCCUCUUUUGAUCUGCCGACUUGAAUUAUCCUUGGAUUUUUUUUUUUUUCCCCGUUUCUAGUUUGUUUGGGAUGAAUUAAGAUCAAAAUGGGAUUUCCUGAAUACCCAUAAUGAACUAGAAAUAUAUCUUUUGGGAUCGUGCACACAAGGUGUUUGAUGUAAGUCCUGGUACUUUUUUCACCUUCAGUGUGGUGCUUACAAGCUUUUUUUGAUGCUGGGUGUGUCAGAGGAGAAGAAAAUAGCGGUUAUAUUAGACAACAGAAAGUAAGAUUCACCAACAAUUUUCGAUCCCUUUAAAUAUAGUGGGAGAGCCAGAGAUUGAUACACUAGUCAUUAAGCAAACAUCUCCUCCCUGCUUCUUGCUAGUUAAGAACAUCCUGGUUGAGUGGCUGUAGAGAUCAAGCCACUCCUAGCAAGAGAAUUUGUAUAGCUGAAUUUUCUUUAUCAUUAAUCAAAGAUGGAAGCUUUACUACAGAGACAUGUUAUUGGAUUUCCAAUUGGAUCAUCAGUUCAGAGACUCUUACCUGAUCUUGCUGGCCACUACAACAUUCCAUCUCCAGACAGUAAAUACCCAACAUUAAAACAAUGUAGUAAAGAUUCAAUGCUUAGCAGGGUGAACAAGCUUGGUAAAAGAGCUGACAGCUUUGCUCAUGGAGUCCGGGAGCAUGUGAAACUAGGAUCCAAGAUCACAGAAACUGUCAAAGGAAAGUUGAGCUUAGGAGCUAGAAUUCUUCAAGUAGGUGGAUUAAGAAAAAUCUACAAGCAAUUGUUUAAUGUUGGAGAUGGUGAGAAACUAUUGAAGGCUGUCCACUGCUAUUUGUCAACCACAGCUGGACCUAUUGCAGGUCUGCUCUUCAUAUCCACAGCUAAGAUCGCCUUCUGCAGCGACAGAUCGAUCAAAGUUUCUUCCCCCACCGGAGAGCUAAUUCGAUUCCAUUACAAGGUAUUGAUUCCAGUAGGAAAAAUAGAGAGAAUCAAUCAAAGUGAGAAUGUGAUGAAGCCUUCACAGAAGUACAUGGAAAUAGUUACGGUGGAUAAUUUUGACUUCUGGUUUAUGGGGUUCUUGAAUUAUCGCAAAACUCUUCAAUAUCUUCAAGAUGUGAUCUAUCAAGAAUGCAAGAAAUGCUAGAUGAUUUGAGGAAGAUAUUGCAGAAGAAAUGUUCUUUGGUUCCCCUCCCCCUUUUUUAUCAUUUGAUCACAAUACAAUCAACUCAAUUGUACAAAUUCUCUUGUGAUUGACAAGUUAUCUUCUCCACUUCUUCAUCCU
Messenger RNA from Cucurbita pepo subsp. pepo (vegetable marrow), 1435 nucleotides. RefSeq names its product GEM-like protein 7. Lineage: Eukaryota; Viridiplantae; Streptophyta; Magnoliopsida; Cucurbitales; Cucurbitaceae. The record is from RefSeq and is a predicted model, not a curated record.